Molecule: messenger RNA, 3174 nt
Organism: Labeo rohita (rohu)
Lineage: Eukaryota; Metazoa; Chordata; Actinopteri; Cypriniformes; Cyprinidae
Product: guanine nucleotide-binding protein subunit alpha-11-like
Exons: 8
Coding region: 148-1248 (366 amino acids)
Biological process (GO): action potential; phospholipase C-activating dopamine receptor signaling pathway; adenylate cyclase-modulating G protein-coupled receptor signaling pathway
Cellular component (GO): heterotrimeric G-protein complex
Molecular function (GO): G-protein beta/gamma-subunit complex binding; guanyl nucleotide binding; GTPase activity
Source: RefSeq, a predicted model, not a curated record
ACAAACGUGACGCAAUUGACAAAAAAUCUGUUUGGGAAAACUCCUUCAAGGUGGCACAGACACUGUUUAUUUCGCGGAAGAUGGAUGUUGUUUCCCAUUCCACGCCGUAGGUUUUACAAAUAAAGUUACUCUAUUUCUUUUGGAGAAAUGGGGCAUUACUACUACUGUGCAUGUUUCCUCUGUUGCUUGUCCGAUGAGGACAGGAACGUCAUCGCCAUAAAUAAUGAAAUCAAACGCAUCCUUGCAGAGCAGAAGAAAAGACAACGGAAAGAAAUCAAGGUGCUUUUAUUAGGCACGGGAGAAAGCGGAAAGACAACAUUUAUUAAGCAGAUGCAAAUCAUUCAUGGAAGCGGAUACUCGGACGACGAGAGGCGUAGCUACGCUAAACUGGUUUUUCAGAAUAUCUUCCAAGCUAUGAAUGCAAUGACGGAUGCCAUGAAGACGCUAAGGAUUCCCUACUCCAACCCACAGAAUGAGAUUUAUGCUCAGUGGUUCGAGGAUCUGGACAUACAUCAGAUAACAGAGCUUCAGAGAAGUUACGUAGAGGCUAUUCGUCACCUAUGGACAGACAAAGGCUUUAAGAUGUGUUACAGUCGGCGUAGAGAGUAUCAGCUACUAGAUUCCACUAAAUACUUUAUUGAUAACUUGGACCGCAUCGCAGGUCAAGGCUACGUUCCUUCGCAUCAAGAUGUUCUUCAAGUCCGGUUCCCCACUACGGGCAUCAAAGACCACUGCUUUCAUUUGGAGAAGAUGACUCUCAGGAUUGUAGAUGUCGGGGGUCAAAGAGGACAAAGAAAGAAGUGGAUCCAUUGCUUUGAGAAUGUGAUGUCACUCAUAUUUCUAGCCUCCCUCAGCGAGUACGACCAACUUCUGGCGGAGAAUAACAAGGAUAACCGUAUGGAAGAGAGUUUGUCGCUCUUCUACACGACCAUCCACUCAAACUGGUUUGUUAAUUCCUCCAUCAUCCUCUUCCUGAACAAAAUGGACAUCCUGGCUGAGAAGAUUCAGUCCUCAGAUCUACAAACAUACUUCCCUCAAUUUAAAGGUAAACGUCGGGACACUCAAGAUGCCAUGGAAUAUAUCAAACAUUUAUAUAUACAAAAAUCAGUUUCCUAUGAGACAAAAAACUCCAAAAAAAUCUACCCUCACUUCACCUGUGCCACGGACACUAAAAACAUACAGAAAGUCUUCAAUGACGUGAAAGACACUGUCCUCGUCAAGGCCUUAGAAGACUUUGGACUUGUCUAAUGAGCCCCAGACGCACUUUCACGGCACGCGGCAUCAGACUAUAUUGAUCCCAAUGCCAAUCCAUGUACAUUCAGAAACACUACUAUUUUAUGGAGGCAUGACUCUUCAGUCAAAUCAUUUUUUUUAAUCAUUAUUUAUAAUAGAGCACACUUGGAGAAAAUGUAAUUAUGGGUUAAUUUUUAUGUUGCUUAAUAACUUAUCUAUAUUCACAUGCUAAGCUUGGACUAUUUUGUAAAGAAUUAAUGUGAUGAAGAAAACUGACUCAUUCUGAGAAAAGCUUUUAGCAUCAGUUUAUUUAUUGUGAUGAAAUUCAUUUUAAUGUGACUACAAAUUAACUACUAAAUUAAGUCUCCCCCAAAAAAUUACAUUUAUAAUAAAAAAAAGCCAUUCUUAUGUAGGUAUAUUGUACAAUUCAACGUAAAUUAACUGAAUUUCUCACUAAGACCAAGAGGGAAGGUAGGUAGACCACAAAAAGAGAACCGUGGCGUUACAGAUGCAUCGUGAGACAGACCUGCCAAGUGAAGUGUCAUUGUUUGUCAGACUGUUUCUCCACACUGCAAAAUAGCACCAGCCCACUCAUGACUGAGCCAUAGUUCAAUGCGCGGUGUAGUAGUAUAUCAGAAUUGUUCUCAGCUGUGUUUCUACUAUGCAUUUUUUGUUGUAACAACGACCAACGAAAAGAAAAUAGUGUAAAAGUUUGAUAGUAAAAAUAAAAUGUGUCCAUCCAGCAUAAAAAGUGCUUCAUAUGGCUCCGGCGGGGUUAAUAAAGGCCUUAUGAAAUGAAGUUAUGCAUUUGUGUAAGAAAAAUAUCUAUAUUUAAAACUCUAUAAAUCGUAAUCUCUAGCUUCCACUAACUUUCGUAUGCUCGUUCACAAGAGAAUGGCCUUCCAGUGGACGCAGUAGGGCGAAAGGCAAACGCAGAAGCGCAGAAAGAGCAAAACAAAACACCGGUCACGAAUUAAAAGUACAAAAUGGACACUGGUUUUCUUUUGCUGUCAACAAAACUUCUUCCUCACAAAAUCAGCAUCUUCGCCAGAGCUUACGCUAUGUCUACAUCCUAUGCAUGAGUUUACAUGAUGUAUCUCCAGAAUUUGGAAAGUGUUCAAGUGUGCAUACAAUUUUUGAUGACCUGAUGGGACACUCUUACAACAUAGUGUUGUAAAAUUACUUUUAUAGUGCUUUAUUUACACUAUAUUUUGUAUAUGCUUUGUACUUUAAAGUAAACUUCCAAUUGACUGUUCAGUAGUCCCUGUGUAACAGCUAACAUUAUUUCAUUUUGUUUCUAAUGGAUAAAAGCAGUUGUGAACGUUCUUCAAAAUACACAUAUUCAUCUCUGUGUCAAUAAAAUGUGCAACACUAUAUUUUACUACUAAAAUUAUAUAAAAUAUCUUAUUAACUUACGCCGUGUGCUUCAACGGCACUGAGUUUUGGCAUUUUUCCAAUCUGGGACAACUUUCUGUCGCGUACAUGUGCUCUCAACCCUGAUAGCACGGGUACAUCUUGGAGAUGUCUAUUUGACGUCUGCAUUUACAUCUGCAAGACGUAUUUCUAAGAUUGUUUCUCAUCUGCAAAACUUUUCCUAUCAGAUGUCAAAUAGAUGUCUGAUAGAUGUCUUUAAGAUGUUUAUUAUUUAGAAUAUAUGUAAAAUUGACAUCUUACAGACGUCUGCCAGAUGUUUGUACACAGGAGAUGCUUUCCAGAUCGAGUGAUCUUUAACAGACAUCUUGCAGGUGUAUGUGUGCUAUCUGGGUGGGAAGUCUCAAAAACCGCAAGUAACCCAGAUAGCACAUAUACGUCUGCAAGAUGUCUGUUAAAGAUCACUUGAUCUGGAAAGCAUCUGCUGUGUACAAGCAUUCUAAAUCAUAAACAUCUUAAAAACAUCUAUAGACGUCUAUUUGACAUCUGAUAGGAAACGUCCUAUAGACG